AUGGGUCAGGGAAAGAGAGCACCGGGUAGAGCGUUGAUAGAUAUAGGAUCUACGUAUUCCUAUGUUGCCUGUUCUAUUUCCGAAAACCUAGGGAUUCCGGUUGAGAGUACUUCUAGUGAAGUGAUUGUGCUAAGCCCACUGGGGCAAUCUAUUAGAGUUAGAAAAAUGUACAGGGGUGUUUUUUUAGAUGUUCAAGGGAUGAAUUACUUGGCUAACGUGAUCUCUGCAUUGGUAGCUGAGAAACUGGUUCGCAAGGGAUAUGAGGCGUAUUUAGCCUACGUAAGUGUUUUCGCUUCUGGGGACUCUACUAUUAAGGAUAUCAGAAUUAUGAGGGAUUUUUCGGACCUCUUUCUUGAGGAGCUACUGAGUUUACCUCUGAAUCAGGAAGUGGAGUUUGGGAUUGAGCUUCUCCCUGGUACAACUUUAGUAUCUAUCGCUCCCUAUCGAAUGGCACCGAAGGAGUUUACAGAGCUCAAGGCUCAAAUUCAGGAGUUAUUGGAUUGUAGGUUUAUCCGCCCUAGUGUGUCCCCGUAG
This is a messenger RNA of Gossypium raimondii (Peruvian cotton), 534 nucleotides long. RefSeq lists its product as uncharacterized. The transcript is spliced from 3 exons. Lineage: Eukaryota; Viridiplantae; Streptophyta; Magnoliopsida; Malvales; Malvaceae. The record is from RefSeq and is a predicted model, not a curated record. Bases 1 to 534 code for a protein of 177 amino acids.